GAAGGAAGCGCUCGUGGCCGGUCUGUAAACAACCGCCUGCUGUCGGGGCGGGCGGCGCUGGUGGUGCCGCCGCCGAAGCCGCGGCUCCUUCAUGGAGCGAAGGGGCAGAGCGCAAGGCGACCCCCACCCUCGGACCGCGGGCGGCUGCAGGGGGCCAGUGCUGCACAUCGUGGUGGUCGGCUUCCACCAUAAGAAGGGCUGCCAGGUUGAGUUCUCCUACCCUCCCCUAAUCCCAGGAGAAGGCCAUGACAGCAACGUUCUGCCAGAGGAAUGGAAAUACUUGCCUUUCCUUGCCUUGCCAGAUGGUGCUCACAAUUAUCAAGAAGACACUGUGUUUUUCCACCUGCCGCCAAGGAAUGGAGAACGAAACACAGUAUAUGGUGUCUCAUGCUAUAGGCAGAUUGAAGCUAAGGCACUGAAAGUAAGGCAAGCAGAUGUUACUCGAGAAACAGUCCAGAAAAGUGUCUGUGUACUAAGCCAGCUGCCUCUGUAUGGACUACUCCAAGCUAAGCUGCAGCUAAUUACACAUGCCUAUUUUGAAGAAAAAGACUUUUCCCAAAUAUCAAUUCUUAAGGAGCUUUAUGAGCAUAUGAAUAGCUCACUUGGAGGAAGCUCACUGGAAGGGUCACAAGUUUAUCUUGGUCUGUCUCCACGAGAUCUUGUCCUUCACUUUAGACAUAAGGUCUUAAUUCUUUUUAAGCUGAUUCUUCUAGAGAAAAAGGUUCUAUUCUACAUCUCUCCAGUGAAUAGGUUGGUGGGAGCCCUCAUGACUGUCUUAUCCCUCUUUCCUGGUAUGAUCGAGCAUGGUCUUACUGACUGUUCACAGUACAGGCCAAGAAAGAGCCUAUCGGAGGGUGUUGACCAGAAGGAAGUCCCACCUCCUUCGGAUUAUGUUUCUCUAUCUGCUGUGACAUUUUCAAACCCAAACCUGGGAAUGGUUGAGGAAGGCCAAACGUUAUCAAGAGAGCAAGAAGGGGAUUCUCAGAAGGUGGAUGUGCCUGUGUUGCAGACCAAGGACAAUUUCAGUGAAAGGCAGGCCGCCAGGGACACUGGGCAGCACUUGAAGCCUCCUUCACGUACUUCUCCAGAGUCCUCUGAAAGUGACUGGGAAACCUUAGAUCCUAGUGUUCUAGAGGAUGCUAAUUUGAAAGAAAGAGAACACGAAAUUACUGCAGUAGCAGGAGAGAAUGAAGUCCUUCUAAAGGAAGCUGCAGUCUCUGAAAGCAUUCCCAUUACUGUGCAGCCGCAGCCUAACUCAGGGCACACGGUGCUUGUUCCUGGACUUAUAUCUGGCUUGGAAGAGGACCAGUAUGGCAUGCCAUUAGCUGUCUUCACCAAGGGAUACCUUUGUUUGCCAUACAUGGCACUGCAACAGCACCAUCUUCUCUCUGAUGUGACUAUUCGUGGUUUUGUUGCGGGAGCCACCAACGUCCUCUUCCGCCAGCAGAAGCAUUUAAGCGAUGCCAUUGUAGAGAUCGAGGAAGCUCUUGUCCAGGUCCAUGACCCAGAGCUCAGGAAGGUUUUGAAUCCUACUACUGCUGACCUGAGAUUUGCAGACUUCUUAGUGAAGCAUGUAACUGACAACAGGGAUGAUGUAUUCCUGGAUGGCACUGGCUGGGAAGGAGGAGAUGAGUGGAUUCGGGCCCAGUUUGGCUCAUAUCUCCAUGCACUGCUUGCUGCUACUCUACAGCCGGACAGUGAAAAAAUAUUGUCUGACUUUGGAACAACCUUUGUAGCAGCUUGGAAGAAUACACAUAAUUACAGAGUGUGGAACAGCAACAAACACCCAGCUCUUGCAGAGGUGAAUCCUAGUCAUCCUUUCCAGGGCCAGUACUCUGUUUCGGAUGUGAAAUUAAGAUUAUCACAUUCUGUUCAGAAUAGCGAACGAGGUAAGAAGAUUGGAAAUGCCAUGGUUACUACCAGUCGAAAUGUUGUACAGACAGGAAGAGCUGUAGGCCAGUCGGUUGGAGGAGCCUUUACAAGCGCAAAGUCAGCCAUGUCCUCUUGGCUUUCCACUUUCACCCAGUCAACACAAGGCCUUGGAGAGUAAUUGUUCUGCAGUGGACCAAACCCCAGCCUUUUUUUUUUGCUUGAGAAAGACAUCGAGAAGUUUGCCAGAACCAUGCACAGGAAUUCAACCGGUGUGAGGAUGAAGAAUGGCCUUUUCAAGCUCUAUUGCAGGAUGUCAUUUACAAUCUGCAUUAAUGCCUCUUUGUGUUUUAAAUCUGAGCCUUGUUGGACAAGCUUUAUUUUCCAGUGUAUGCUGUUUUUGAAUAGUAGUGAUGAUUUAUGUACAUUUUGCUGUAUUUUAAGUCAAAUUAUCUAGAUUUUUUAAAACUGAGAAACAUAAUUCAGCUUGGAUGAACUGGCUUAUGAAGUGAACAUUUCAAGAACUUCAUGUUCAGGUACACACACUGUUUCCAACUCUAUGUGCAGAAGUGAGUUCCUUUCAUUUUAUUGGAACAUAUUGCCAUAAAUUUGUGCAGAGGUUUGCAGCCCAAUACUACAACUUUAAGUUGUUGUGGGUGAAAUUAAAUGAAAAAAAUGGGCCCAAGUUUAUGCUUAAAAAUUCUUAAUGAAAACAAUUAUAUCUUGCUGCUAGCAUUUUUCAUUUUUAAAGAAGUUACAUUACAUAUUCAAAGGUUAUUCCAAUGUUAGAGCAGUUUAAAGACUAAAAUACAGAGUUCCAUCAUAAUUUCCUCAGGUAACUUUGUGUAGAACAGUUGUCCGGGAAGUUCCUUAGAAAAGGAUCAGCUCCUUACUUGGUCAUUACAUAUUUCCCUGUUUGUGGUGCAUAUGUGAGCUUAAUUUUUCUUUCCGCUUUGUUAAUUAGGGAUACAGUUUGAUUUCAUGUUCUCCUUUGCUUGUACUAUAUUCCCACAAUAGAUAUUAGGAACGUUCACCAAUGAAUACAUGUAACCAAAUACCUACCUCUCUGCUAGUUAGGCUCCAAAUGCAGAAAUUGGCAGUUCAACUUUAUUUUUUCACUUCUUGCUGCUAUGAAAUUUUCUAGUUCAAUAUGUGAGUUUGCAGAGCUUUGGGAAAAAAUUGUAAGUAUAUGUAAACAUAACUCAGUUUACUACCAUUGGUGUAUUUGUGAAUUGCAGUGUCUGCAACUGAUGCCUUCUGUCCCAGAGGCAUCUAUGAGAUUGCUGGGCUGGGUCACAUGCACUGCUUCAUAAUGGCCAGUUUGAAAUAACCCCUCCUCUACUAUCCUUACCGAUUUUCCUUUUCCAGUCCGAAAUGAUCUAAGUGUAGGAGGGAUAUACAGGUUGUGUUGCCUGUAGCUAGACCAGUUACUAGGUCUUUUUCCAGAAGCGACAGAUUACUGUUAACAUUUUGUUUUUAAAACAGUUGGCACAGCUUAAUCCAACCAGAAGUGCUUAUAUUCUGUCAAAGUCUCAAAGGCCUAGGUUUCAGAGAAGCCUUAUUAUUGCUACUUCACACAAUAUUCCUAUACAAGACAGAAAAAAGCAUGUACAGCACUGUGUAGGGGUAUGCGAUAUCUACUUUACUCUGAUUAUACAAAAUGAAAAUUACUGGCUGUGGCACACUAGAGGAACUGAUUACAAUCUCCACGUAGGACAUACACAUUUUUAUGCACAUGACACAGAAUAUUUUUCUGAAAUAUACACACUGCUGAAUGUAUGGUGAAGUGAAGGAUACUUUGCUGUACACCUGUUAGAAAGUGAUCUGUUUACAAGAAGUUAACUACUGUUUCCAAUCAUAUUCUAAGACACUACAUAGCCCACAUCUUGUAUCCUUGCAGUGCUUUUCCUAAGUUAAUAGUGCGUUAUUCUUGAACCCCUAGAUUAUGGUUCAGUUUUCAAACUCUAGAUGGUGGCUGCUGCCAAACAAUCAUGAGGUCAUGCCUUGGAACUGCAGCCCUUUCAUUGAAAUGACAGAGUUGUGCCAUGCUGUGGAAGUCAUUGUAAUGGUGACAAGUUGAAUGGAGCUUGCAAAUGUCCUCUUCAGAACUUCUGCCUAAGUAGAACAAUGCCCAGCUGUUCAUCCUCCCUUAAGUAGAGCAGUUUUAAAAGGAUACCUUGAUAUGCACCUUCUGUGGAUUAAUCUACAAGUUCUGUGAUGUAAAAGUGGCAGAAUUAUAGUAGUACCAUGGGGCAAUGAUUGUAACUGACAAAAUGUCAGCAAAGCAGUUUAUAGUAGCUAUUACCUUGGAGUCGGAAUUUCAUGCCUAAUUUAAAUAUUAUUAUAAUCUUCAGAAAAAAAUCUGGCAGUAUUCAUUAAUGAAGUUAAUACAAGUAUUUCAAGGCCAAAUUUAUUUUUUCAGACUCAUCAGCUAAUCCACUAUAUACAAAGCAAGCUGUCAUAGACAGUGCAAUAGUGUCCAUGAUACCCCAAAAGAAUUUUCUAAAAUAGUUGCUACUCCAAGACUAAUUUGUUUUAGAGCUAUAUAAAGGAGGACCAUUCACAUUUAAUAUGAACAGUAUUUCUUUGUGUUCUAGCCAUUAAUAACUUCCCUUUUGGAGUUUGGGCCAUGGGCACAAACAUUUGAGGUUUUUUUUUCUGUAAAUACAUGUUAAAAGUAGAUGCUCUGCUUGAAGCACUUACAAUGAAGAAAGCACUAGUUAAUGUACUACAUGAUACUGUGGUGUUGGCAUUUGUUGAUGUAUGAACAGGACACAUGCAGCAUGAAAUGCUACCUUUAAAAUUCCAGUCUUGAUUAAUUUUUGUAUUUUGCUGCUUUCAUGAUUGUAGGGUUAUUUCUAAAAACUAACAGACUUUUAGAGUUAUACAAGAAGGGUUGAUCUGUAAGCAUGGAGACACUGCAUACAGGUUGUGGAAUACAAGAAGAAGCUGCUUGAGGCUCAAAUGUAAACUCACACAUUCCUUUAUAUACCACUGUGUGUUUGUGUGCAUGCACAUCUGAGUUUGUAUAAAAGAGAGAACUCAAAGACUUGAUUAAGAAUGUGCAUUGAAAAUGACAUGUGUCCUGUUCCACAGAUAAUUGUGGGGAGGGGGGAUAUGAAAAUAAAAGUGCGCCCUCUCAGCAAAGUCAGCAGAACCAUGAACACUCCCCACCCCAAUAUCUGAAUGAGCUACAUGCCUUUGGUCAUGCUGUAUGGGCAAGUAAAUGUUCAGGAUGCAACAUACUGAAGGUUGGGCCAACAUAUAUUAUGUAAUGGUUUGUCAUUAUUGCAACAAUAUUAUAUGACAUUCAUCCUACAUGCAAGUGUUUAGGAUCAUGUUGCUAGUAUGGUAUUUCAAUUUGGAAAUACUUGGAAAUGUGCACUAAAUAAACUAGAAAUACCUCUACCCCUCUUACAAAAUUUAAGGAGACAUCACCAGACUAACAAGGCUCAUUUUCUUUUGUGUAAUUGGAAUUAGCUGCCCAAUCAUGGAUUAUUUUAAGUGAAAUGCAUUAUACUAGAAUACUUCCAUCAGAUCUUUGCUGCUACCAGGUUAUUGGGGAAGGACAAUUGAUAAAUUUGUGUAUUUCAUCUAUUGUCAAUGUGCAAAGACUUAGUUACUGUGUUGAAAAGACUAUUGCUGCUUCUGUAUAUUUUGUUGUAAAGAAAUUUUUUAAAGUUCUUGUUUAGCUUGAAUGUAUCUUGAUGGACAUAAGCCUUUAUUGGAAGAGAUACAAUUUCUAUCUGAG
Messenger RNA from Varanus komodoensis (Komodo dragon), 5620 nucleotides. RefSeq names its product AVL9 cell migration associated (gene AVL9). Gene Ontology annotation, cellular component: cytoplasm. The record is from RefSeq and is a predicted model, not a curated record. The coding region runs from base 92 to 2050 and encodes 652 amino acids. Lineage: Eukaryota; Metazoa; Chordata; Lepidosauria; Squamata; Varanidae. The transcript has 16 exons.